AUGGAGUAUGAUAACUUUGAGAAUGCGACCCACUUCACACACGCGCAGAGAGUUCCGUGCAAAAACUCAGCUAUCGUUCUAUCCUACUCAACUGAUUUCAAUUUCAAAAUAGAACCCCGUGCAGUAACUCAAGUGAAGUUUAUCAUCUUGGUUGAAUCAGUGAAAUAUUUUAAAUCUGAAAAUGAGUUCUUCGGAUUCUCAAGAAACGACAUGAGCAGUGAGAGGUUUGAUGUCCCGGCGUCGUCGAUAUUUAAGAUUUCUGGUGGGGACACCAUCGAUGAGAUGUUCUGUGAGAGCGAUAAUCAGCGUUUUAGACAGAUAUGCAGCUACGUUCAAUGUCCUUCGUUACUACACUGCAAUAAUCCAUUCAAACCUCGAGAUCACUGCUGCCAAGUAUGUGGAUUAAAAGUGGAUGUACACUUGCACGAGAAAUAUUCGAAGAUUGAAAUAUAUCACAAGAUCUUCGAUAGGCACCUCUCAAUUCCGAAGAUGGUGAGCACGAUGGUAGCGGAUGGAAAUGCGACAGAUUUCGAAUUCGUGGCGGCAGACGAAACAGACGACGGCUCAGCUCUGAAUGCAAUCCAAGAAACGGAGAAGGCACUGAACGAAGUGUUAGAUGGAUUCAGAAAAUUAAAUCCCGGUUACACCAUAACAACAAACAGCAUAAUGACAUCGAGUGGAGAGUCCCUAGGUAGGAAAGUUUGGUUGUUUGCUUCUGGUUGUGAACGCUUCGUUCUUCAGGCCCAUCAACCAGUACCACUGUACUGA
Molecule: messenger RNA, 768 nt
Organism: Helobdella robusta
Lineage: Eukaryota; Metazoa; Annelida; Clitellata; Rhynchobdellida; Glossiphoniidae
Exons: 6
Coding region: 1-768 (255 amino acids)
Biological process (GO): intracellular protein localization; receptor-mediated endocytosis
Cellular component (GO): apical plasma membrane; endocytic vesicle
Source: RefSeq, a predicted model, not a curated record